Anopheles funestus (African malaria mosquito) is the source of this 1350-nucleotide messenger RNA. RefSeq names its product vacuolar protein sorting-associated protein VTA1 homolog (gene Vta1). The record is from RefSeq and is a predicted model, not a curated record. Gene Ontology annotation, cellular component: multivesicular body. The coding region runs from base 280 to 1209 and encodes 309 amino acids. The transcript has a single exon. Gene Ontology annotation, biological process: late endosome to vacuole transport via multivesicular body sorting pathway. Lineage: Eukaryota; Metazoa; Arthropoda; Insecta; Diptera; Culicidae.
AUUCGCGUGAAACAACAAUAUCGUAUACACCUGUUUCACUCCCACGCACGCUCUUUUGCGAUAAUAUAAGCCUUCUGAAGGCAAAAACGAGAGAGCACAUACAACUACUGGAUGUAAACAAAGCAAAAAAUACAAUUGUCAAAUCUAUUUUCACAAACGUCAAAUCGACGCAUCAUUACUCAUCGCUGUGAAGGCUAUUAUUGGCUUUAAUUUGGUGUUGUGUGCGCUGUUUGUGUCGGAUUUGCGUAUUGACGAGGAGGACGACGAACGGAACCAACAAUGGCCGCGAAUUUUCCACCCGUACCACCCGUGUUAAAGCCCAUUCAACACUAUCUAAAGACGGCUCAGGAGCAUGAUAGCCGUGAUCCGAUCGUAGCCUAUUGGUGCCGUCUGUAUGGGCUACAGCUUGGCCUUAAGGUGUCCAACCAGGGUAUGGAGGAACGAAAACUUUUGCUGGCGUUAAUGGAUUGGCUGGAAUCGACCAAGGCACAGAUGUCGGAGAACGAAUCCAUCACGAACGAUGUGGCCGCUCAGGCUUACCUGGAAAACUACGCCCUCAAGUUGUUCCUGUACGCCGACAAGCAGGACCGUGCGAGCAACUUCGGUAAAAAUGUUGUCAAAGCGUUUUACACUGCCGGUAUGAUCUACGAUGUUUGUCAGAUAUUUGGUGAGCUGACGGAAGAAGUAACACAAAACCGAAAGUAUGCCAAAUGGAAGGCAUCCUACAUUCACAACUGCUUGAAGAAUGGCGAAACACCUGUCGCGGGCCCUUUGCCUACCGACGAUGACAAAGAUUUCGACCAAGAUCCCUUUCUACCGAACGCGGAUCCCCAACCAGGACCAAGCAAUACUCCGGCCGCACCGCUACCUCCGGUGUCACCGCAGCCACCACCAGCAGGCCCAACAAACUUUACCACUACAGACCCUUUCAGCAACGUCAAGGCACCCACGCCUCCGAGUGAACCGGAAAAACCACCGGGAGGAUUCCAACCGUACACCGGUGGACCGGUAGCAGGUAUGGCCGGCAUACCUGUGGAAACGAAUCGAAUGGUAACACCAGCGGGCGUGCAACUGCGACCGGAGCAAAUCACCAAAGCGCAGAAGUACUGCCGAUGGGCGGAAAGUGCACUCAACUACGAAGAUUUGAAUACGUCUAUCGAAAAUCUCCAGAAGGCACUUCGGCUGCUGCAAACCGGACAGGACGGCUAGGCCAGCGGAAGCCCUGUUCUUUCUUUUGUUGUUUAAUCGCUUAUUCUAACCGCUUGUAUCUAUUUUGUACUCAGAGAAAUAAUCAACAUUUUGCUUAAUAAAGGAAAACGCACGUACCUGUCGAGGGGUAUUAUGAAGAGA